Messenger RNA from Mytilus californianus (California mussel), 2146 nucleotides. Its product is annotated as cyclic AMP-dependent transcription factor ATF-3-like. NCBI's taxonomy places the organism in Eukaryota, Metazoa, Mollusca, Bivalvia, Mytilida, Mytilidae. Gene Ontology annotation, cellular component: nucleus. The transcript has 5 exons. The record is from RefSeq and is a predicted model, not a curated record. Gene Ontology annotation, biological process: regulation of transcription by RNA polymerase II. Gene Ontology annotation, molecular function: RNA polymerase II cis-regulatory region sequence-specific DNA binding; DNA-binding transcription factor activity, RNA polymerase II-specific. Bases 162 to 845 code for a protein of 227 amino acids.
AUGAAAUUCAGAUAAAUAUAGAUCUUUUGCUCAGGUUAUAAAUAAGACCGGUAUACAGUAUGUUGACAGAAUUCUAUGGAUUGGCUGUUCACUACAUAUCAUUGGUAUUUCACAACAGACGUUAAAUCCAAUCUGUGGACUAUGUGGAUUCAGUAAAAGCAAUGGUUCGACAAACAAAAGGUGAUAUCUUAGACGCUUUUCUUGGAACUGACAUAGAUCUAAAUAAUUUUAUCUUGCAAGAAAGGGCAUCUACAACUAUGAGAGUCUUGGAUGAUGAAGCAUAUUUUUUUGAAGUGAGUGAGGACUUCUGCGUGGAAACGGUAACAGUAGACGGCACAUCAGAUUCUUUCUAUGAAGAGGAUGAAACUGCAGACUGCUUACUUAGCGGGGAAGCUACCUGUAGCUCUACAGUUUUUCCAUUUCCACCGACGGUUUCUGAACAGGAAAACAUUGACCCUUCAGAAUUUUACCUGAAAGAAAUAGAAGGUGAAGAUCAGUUACCUUUCACACCUUUCAUAAAAGAAGAAGUUAAAAUGAAGAUAAAACUUCGAAGAAUGGCAGAGGGCAAGGAUGACAUAAAUGUUGAAUUUAAAAAUCCGGAACCUGAACAGCUGACACAGGAUGAGGAGGAGAAAAGAAAAAUGCGUAGAUCAAAGAACAAAAUGGCAGCUCAGAAAUGUCGAAAUAGGAAGAGAAAACUUACCGAGUCUCUUGAAGACGAGACAGAGAAAUUGGAAAACAAACAAGAGAUGUUGACACAAGAAAUCGAGAGACUUCAACAAGAAAAAGAACAAUUAGAAGAAAUAGUUAAAAUUCAUAGUACAGUCUGUCCUAAAUUGAGAUAGUAAUGCUUUUCAUAUUAGCUGGAUUAACAUCCAUCUGGGGGAGGGGGCAUUAUAUGUAAUGAUUUGGUAAACUUCCGUCCAUCUGUCAUAUUUAUCAUUUUAUUUGCUACUCCAUAAAACAGAAAUGGACAAAUUUCUAGUGAACCUCAUAUUUGGUUUGUUAUAUUAGAAAGAUUUCGGGACGCGGUGGCGGGAGUUCCGGGACUGAAACAUGAAUGUUUGUCAGUUAUUUACGGACUGAAAAUAACGCUUCACAGCAUUCCUAAAUAAUUUCAAAACAGGUGGAAAGAUGUUAAAGAAUGCACAACAGAGUACUAUAUGAACCAUGCAUAAUUGAUAUAUAACUAAAAAUCCAAACAAAUCUGCACAAAAGUGUAUUGAUUGAUUGAAUGUUUUUGUUUCACACUGAGCUGCAAAUGAAACUAUAUUAAGGCGAUGAGCACUGAAAUAAGCGCUCUCAACGAACGAUUCUGUAGAGCUGUAGGUUUUUGUUUUGUUUGGAAGUGUUGCACACUCUCAUACCUUUGUGCAAUUUGUAUUUUCAGAGGAGAUGUGACAUAUAAAAAAUCCUCUGAAUUUAGUUAUAUAUAUGUAUAUAUAGAUUUUUAUUCUUUCUUGAACAUAGUAUUGUCAGGACAAAAUAGAAACCAUUGUUCAGAUGUACUUAAGAAAUUCAUUAUGGAACACGUACGCUAUGGGUGAGAAUUUUUUGCUUGACUUAAUGAAUGAGCGAAUGCAUUUUCAUUUUUAUGCCCCGCCUACGGUAGCCCCGCCUACGGUAGUAGGUGGGAUUAACUUUUUGUGUGUGUCCAUCUGUAUGUUAGCCCGUUCCAUAUCAGGUUAAAGUUGUUGGUAAAGGUAGUUUACCAUGAAAUUGUGGUCGCAUCAACUUAAAGAUUUGUACACAUGUUUAUUGUGAGACCAGUGGCGGAUCCAGGUGGGGUGGGGGGGGGGGGGUUCCGGGGGUUGGAAACCCUCCCCCUUUUUUUGACGAUCAAAGCUUUUGAAUGGGGACAUAUGGUUGGAACCCCCCUUCUAAAAAUGGCUGGAUCCGCCCCUGUGAGACGAACUUUUUGAAAUUUAUGUCAAAUUGUGAUCCUAAUCUAACGGCUCGCAGGGCAUGGACACAUUCUUGUUAUUGAUGUGUUUUAUUAUAAAGUUGAUCUUAUAUGUCUUUAUGACCUUGUUAUUAGGAAUCAUGAAAUUUGUAUUAGUAUAUAGCUGUAUUGUUUCAUGUUAAUGAAUAUUUGUGUAUAUUUGUUUUGUUUGAAUUUACUAAUAAAUAUAUUUACACCCGACAA